AUGGAUCUAAGUAACUUUAAACCUGAAGUAUGGACUACUUCGUCAAACAGUGCAUUGAAAGUAUCGCUGGUUGGUAAGGAUGGUGCAGUUCAAUUCACACCUACUUUCACAUAUCCCAUAUUUGGUGAAUCUGAACAAAUUUUUGGAUAUAAAGAUUUAACUAUCCAUUUAGCAUUUGAUUCUGUGACUUUUAAACCUUUUGUAAAUGUCAAGUAUUCAUCGAAGUUAGAUACAGAUGAAACUGAGGAUGUUGAAAAGAAGUUAUUGGAUGUUUUACCAAAGGAUGAUGAUGUUAUUGUGAAGGAUGAAGUCAAAUGGGUUGAUUCCUUUGAAGCGGAGCAAUCUGGAGGAUAUAGUCUUCCGCCUGACAAAUACGAAAUAGAAGAAUACGAAAUUGAUGGUGAAAAUUAUGCUGUAUUUAAAACAAACUUAACAAAAAGCAAAGAUCUCAAGAAACUUCAUCGUCGUGUCCAGAUCUUCUCACUUCUAUUUAUUGAAGCUGCUUCCUAUAUUGAUGAAGACGAUUCAAAUUGGGAUGUAUUUUGGCUAUUUAAUAAAACUACAAAGCAAUGCAUUGGUUAUGUCACAGCAUAUAUGUAUUGGAACUAUGCCAAUGCUAGUCAAUUUGAUAGAGACAACUAUACAAAACAUUUCCGAGGUAAAAUUUCACAAUUCUUAAUUUUCCCCCCAUAUCAAGGUAAAGGUCAUGGUUCAAAACUAUACCAAGCAAUUUUUAGUCAUUGGUUGAACGCUACAAAUGUGAUAGAAUUGACUGUAGAAGAUCCUAAUGAAAGCUUCGAUGACUUGAGAGACCGUAACGACCUCGAGUUUUUAAAGAAGCAAGGCUUCUUUGCUGAGUUUUCUGAUGAUUCUAACGACUUCGUUGAGGACAAUUGGCUUGUAGAAAAACAACUGAAGUACAAACUUGAAAAGAGACAAUUUAGUAGAUUGGUUGAAAUGAUAUUAUUUUCUAAAGGUUUCACUGGACUCUUUAGGCGUCAAGUUAAAAAGAGAAUAUUCUUAAAAAAUUAUGAUGCCCUCUGUGAUCUUGAAGAGGCAGAGAGGAAAAGUGCUCUCCAAAAUUCGUAUUUAUUGAUUAAAGAUGAUUACAAAAGGAUCUUAUCCAGCUGUUCGUUCAACAAGCGCAAGUUGGAUGACGAUGAAGAUCCUACUAAUUCAGAUAAUAAGAAGGUCAAGUUUACAGAAUAA
Naumovozyma castellii is the source of this 1209-nucleotide messenger RNA. It is a transcript of the gene HAT1, whose product is annotated as histone acetyltransferase catalytic subunit HAT1. Lineage: Eukaryota; Fungi; Ascomycota; Saccharomycetes; Saccharomycetales; Saccharomycetaceae. The transcript has a single exon. Bases 1 to 1209 code for a protein of 402 amino acids. The record is from RefSeq and is a predicted model, not a curated record.